Messenger RNA from Tetrahymena thermophila SB210, 2598 nucleotides. Its product is annotated as cytochrome b5-like heme/steroid-binding domain protein. The transcript has 6 exons. Gene Ontology annotation, molecular function: transmembrane monodehydroascorbate reductase activity. The record is from RefSeq and is a predicted model, not a curated record. NCBI's taxonomy places the organism in Eukaryota, Ciliophora, Oligohymenophorea, Hymenostomatida, Tetrahymenidae.
AUGAAGUAUAUUUUCCUAAUAAUUAUUAUUUCCCUUUCAUUACUUAGUUGCUAAGAACCCUUACACCCUAGUUAAGAACCUGAAAAAAUUUAUAAUCUUGAUGAUUCAUGCUUGAUAAUGGAAUGGGGCAUGAUUAGAAUGUGCUGGAUAUUUACAGAAACUGAUAUCACUAUUAGAAUGUAAUACAAAUUUGACGGGUCAUUUUUCUUUUAAAUAACUUCAGAUGAGGGUGCACCUGAAGGACAAGAUAGAGAUCUAAUUGAACUUCUUUCUUCUCCAGACGGAAAAUAAUCCAUUCAAGAUUCAUAUUUGGAAGGUAGCAUCCAAGUAAAUGAUGAGAUCUUAGGAGGAAAAAACAAUAUCGAAACUCUCAUGUCUAAAGUAAAUUCAAAGCAAAAUGGCAAAUUAAUUAGAUUUAAAGCAUCUAAAAAAAAUCUUGCUAUGGACACACCUGAUGGAGCUUAAGAUGAAUACACUAAUGAAUUCCUUUUUAAGAGAGACCUUAAUACUAAUGAUUAAUAUGAUAGAAUUUAUACUUAAGGUGAAGUAGUCUGGAUUAAAUAUUUUUGGACUAGUGAAUAAUAUUUUACUUCUAAAGCUCUUUAAUAAGGUGCUGUAUAGUUCCCUUUUGAAAAUGGGUAUAAUGGCAUGGGGCUUAUGCAAUGGCCUAUUGAACUUUACCAAAAAAUUCACUUUUGGGUAAACUUUACAAUGUGGGGUAUUGUUAUUGAUAUUGCUAAUUGCGCAGCUAGAUUUUUCAAAACUAAAAAAUAUUACAUGCAUGUUCACGGUUACCUGAUGUUGCUUGUAUGCGCUUCAACUUUAACAGUUGAAAUGUGGACUCUGAUUAAAAACCCUCAGCUUUUCAAUAGAUUUGAUCAAUUAGAUGAUUUGGUCGUCUUCCAUUUCUUGAUGGGCUUCAUUUUCAUGAUUGUCAUGAUUACUCAUUUAGUUGGCGGCUAUAUACUUUAUUUGAUGCUCAUUAAAAAUAAAACUGGUGGAAAGGGAUCUUAAUAUUUUAAGCUUUAUCAUUAAGUAUUUGGCUAUAUUCUUUACUUGUUUGGCAAGGCUGGCAAUGUUACAGGCUUCAAAGUUAUCUAAGACGAAUACACAGCUAAUGUCUGCAUCAUUGUUUUUUCACUUUUAAUUGGUCUGAGAAUCACUCUAGAAGCAUUCUUUAUAUUUUACCCAAGACUUUUUAAGAAAAUACUCUUUAUUGAUCCUAAAUAAAAGAUGAUAAAGGAUAUAGAAGAUAAGAAACUCUCUUUGAUUUCCAAGGAAGAGAAAAUUAAAGAUAUAGUGCUUAAAAUGAAUGAUAAUUAAUGCUUAACAAAAGAAAUUGUUAACUAAUACGAUAAGACCCUUUUGGUUAUUUUUGAUAAUGGAAUUUAUGAUAUCAAGAACAUGUAUCAUCCUGGUGGUAAUUUUAUUAUCAAAAAAAUGAAAGGAAGAGAAAUUGGUAGAUUUAUGUAUGGAGCUUUUGGUUUAGAAACAAGCAAUAUGGCAGGUUACGAGCACUCGAAAUAUGCCUAUGACAUGCUUGAACAGUAUUACAUUGGAGAAAUAGAAAACAUUGACCUCUUCCUUCCCAAGUAAUCUGAAGAGUCUAACAAUUUAUGGAGAGUUGCUUAAAUUUAAAAGCUUGAUAACGAUACUUCUGUCUUCUUUUUUAUUGGUAAAGAUGCCAAAAUAAAAGUGUAAAAGGUUUUCUAAGGAUUGGAGUGGUUAGGUCGUCACUUUGUCAUAAAUGACAGCAAUUAUUCAAAGCAUACUCGUUAAUAUACAAAUGUUCUCUCUUUCAGCAAUUACCAUGUUGAGCUUAGAAAACAACUUCUAUAAAAUUACAAUUAAAACUUUGGUGAUUAAGUUACUAAAAAUUCUGUUAGUUUAAAUCAUGAAAAGUUGAAUGAACUUAAGGAAGACAAUUUAUUCCCAAUGGUCAUCAAAAAGUAUCCUUCUGAUAAAGGAUUUUCUUAGCACUUACAUGAAAAUACCUAAGAUGCUUACUACAUUCGUGGACCUUAUAGUCGUGGCUUAGAAUUGAGCGCAAAAAGUGAAGGAGAACAUCUAUUUAUUUGCGGAGGAACUGGCGUUUUACCCUUCUACGAUUUACUUGAUUAUUUAUUUAAGUACAUGAUUUACAAAAGCUUUAAAACUUUAGAUGGAAACUCUUUCCUCAAGUCAAACAGUUUUAUUAAUCAUGAGAAUACUCUCUCUCAAUAAAUUAAUAUUGAAAACGAAGAUUAUGAAAAUAAUAUCAAUCCAAACCUAAAAAUCAAAGUCUUCGCAUCCUUCAUGAGUGUUUCUUAGAGUUUUGGAGCAGUUGAGUUAUUAAACUAAAUGAUGAGAUUCGAAAAAGAAAACAAUCUUUAGUUAUUUAGCUGCAUAGUCAAAGUUUCAAAGAACCCUGAGGAAUUAUAAAAGUUUAGUUACUUAGAAACUACUUCUCAAUAAUUUAGCAAAGAAUUUAUUUAUACAAAUGCUAAUCUCAAAUAAACAAAAAGAGUCUUUAUCUGUGGUCCUCCUAUUCUCAAUAAAUCAGUAUACAACGGUCUGGUAGAUCUUGGUUAUGAAGAAAUGGAUAUCAUGCUUGUCUGA